CCCAAUAAAAAUGUUUGCAUCCAAUCAGAAUGGGAACUCACCGAAUGAACUGCUCGCACCCUUCCAUAAUUUCAAAGUGAAAGAAGCAGCUUCUCAGUCGUCAUCAAACCUCAGCAUCAACAGAACCGUUUCUAACCAACUAGCAUUCCAGUGCAAAUUACACAUUUAAUCUGAUAAGUUACCAAAAGUGAGCACAGUAACUGUGAUAAAUUAGUUCACAAUCGCAGCAUGUCAAAUCACUCGAAACUACCGCCGUCUACCAAAGGAUUACUCACAGUGUUUGAGAAAGCCAACGCAAGUGUAGUGGGGUCUGCAUUGAUAAAAGUUUCCGGCGAACCCUCCAAGGAUUGUGCAUUUGGUGGUGGGGGCUCAAUUGAGGGCUCCAGCAAUAUGGCGUCCAUUCACGAAUCCGACGAGGAUUUAUCGGAUUUCUCUUACAAUGACAGCGACGGAAUGGAAGACGAUUCACGUCAUUCAUCAGUUGACGAGAAAAAUGAUCACUCAUCCAGUGCUCCAUCAAAAGAAGAACUAUCGUCGUGCAAGCUGAACUCUUUGAAUUCUUCUCCAACGGUUUUGCCAGUACUGAAUCUAGUCGGUACCAAGCUUGGCAUCGGAAGCGGAACAGUGGUUCGAAAAAUGUUCACCAACACGAGGGAACGUUGGCGCCAACAGAAUGUAUCCGGUGCCUUUGCAGAACUUCGCAAAUUAGUCCCCACGCAUCCCCCGGACAAGAAGUUGUCCAAAAACGAAAUUCUUCGUAUGGCCAUUCGAUACAUUCGUUUACUAACCAACGUGCUCGAGUGGCAAAAGAAGCAGGAAGCAAAUGAUAAAUCUGAUCAACAGGAUAAGCCAACCAACAUGUCAGGCUUCAACAAACAAUUGCGACAGUUCAACGGAGGAAAUAAUGAAAACCACUUCACCGGAAACUAUCGAAACAACGGAAACAACCUACUGAUGGUGGUUCCGAAAGCUUUCAGCAAGAUACAACUUAGCCAGAAGUGUGCCACGGAAUUUUCCAACGGUUUUCAACGUCCCAUCAAAGUGGAACCUUCCCCUGGCUGUGGAGGCACAAUCGAAAAGAUCAAACUUGUCAGCAAGUUGUGUCCGUCGGGCAAGAUAAGCAAGAAUGGGUUGAAAAAUAGAAGGAAAGCAGUCCCACUUUGUGCCAUUGAGGGCGGUAUCAAGACGGAUCUGGGAUUUGCCGGGUACAUGGAAAGAACAGCAGUGGAAAAUGAGAUAAAACGUGAAAUUAAUCACGGCCACCACGGUCAGCAUCAGCAGCAACGAGUAACGGACCGUGAUGGACCCGACUUCGAACAAAAUCUUGAUACGAAAAAAUGCAACGGGGAUCGAUGUGAUGAUGAUAAAAAGUAAAGGAUCCUCAGUGCAAUUAGUUUCGGUCUCAAGCCACAGCAACCGCUUUUCUUAUAUUUCACAUUUAAUGAAUCCUCAACUCCGCAGGCAUAGGGCAAGUUUUUUUUUUGUCAAUUUUGGAUGGAACCAGUAUGGUAAUGAACUACUUGGGCACUUCCAUGAUUCACUUUGGCAUGGAGGUUUGUUCACAAAUUUCAUAUCGCUGAAAAUGGCUUAUUCUGACACCCAAUCACUCCCUUGCGACACUUUCUUCUUACAAAUUUUAAAUUAACUUUAACAACUUUAGAACACCCACAGCGUCAUGAAAAUUGUGACCUUGGGGGGUUUUCCUUGACAGAAUUGUUUAAAAGCAAGUCUGAAACACUUUAACACGAAAAUGUUGGUCAAAUGUUAGCCCCACAGCAUUAAAAAACAUGCCGAAGUUUAUCGAAAAUUCCAAGAGCAUAAUAUGGUAACUAUAACGUGUAGUAACAUUGGAUUUAGCAAUCCUAGAAUUACAGUGGUAGCAGCACAAUUUUGUUUCUCGAAAUCCGUAGGAAUGUUAUUUAUGUUACGUCAAAUUCUCGAAUAAAAGGACAAUAGUCGUGCAAUAUUGCAUAAUAUAUCAAAUAAAAUCAAUAAAAAUAACUCCCAAGAGUA
Aedes aegypti (yellow fever mosquito) is the source of this 2013-nucleotide messenger RNA. RefSeq lists its product as uncharacterized. Gene Ontology annotation, molecular function: DNA-binding transcription factor activity, RNA polymerase II-specific; protein dimerization activity; RNA polymerase II cis-regulatory region sequence-specific DNA binding. Gene Ontology annotation, biological process: regulation of transcription by RNA polymerase II. The transcript has 3 exons. Lineage: Eukaryota; Metazoa; Arthropoda; Insecta; Diptera; Culicidae. The coding region runs from base 229 to 1374 and encodes 381 amino acids. The record is from RefSeq and is a predicted model, not a curated record.